Molecule: messenger RNA, 3058 nt
Organism: Anopheles darlingi
Lineage: Eukaryota; Metazoa; Arthropoda; Insecta; Diptera; Culicidae
Exons: 3
Coding region: 818-2671 (617 amino acids)
Molecular function (GO): monocarboxylic acid transmembrane transporter activity
Source: RefSeq, a predicted model, not a curated record
UGAAUCAAUGAAGAAAUGAGGGCCCGAUUGCCUCAGCAAUAAGUAGCGAUACAAGCGGUAUUGAUCUCCAUUCCAACGUAGUUCAAACAACGGUGCCCUGUCUCGGCUAGCAUUGCUUGAGCCGAACGAUUCAUGCGCCCCGAUAUUACUCUGGAUAUAGAGAAAGAAAACCAAGAAGAGACUGGCUCUUGGCUGGGAUCCGAGUCCCACGAAGCCCUAUAAGAUAGGUGCGGGCGCUGAUAAGAUAAGCGGGCGUAAGAUAAGGCUCGAUCCGGGGGCUUUCUAGCAGGGUGCGGGGCUGCGGUUAGUACUUUCCACAUAACCACCUGGAACAGGCAGCAGGUAAGCCACCUGAAGCAGGUUAACAACGGUACGACCCAUCGCCAGCCCAGCUUGUGUGCUGGUUGACGACGGCGACGACCAUGAUGAUGGGGGGUGAUGACGAUGAUGAUGAGAAUGAUGGAGAGAUGAUAGUAGUUGUCAACAGUGAGUGAGCCGCAACAAUACCGCGCAAGCAGCACCGCUAAUGGGUGAGGUAGUAUGUAGCCGUGCCUGAAGCAGAACCGACGCCCAACCCGCUAUCCGCUUCCAGAGUCCGAGAGCACCGAGUACCGUGAUACGCCAUUUUGUACGAUAAGGUGUUCGGUGCAGGUCACCAGCAGCAAGAGAGUGGAGCAAAGGGUGAUUAUGUGACAGGCGAGUGGCACGCCCACUACCCCCUCCCCCUCCCCUUCCAUAAAGGAUUCUCCCCCGCCCGAUCAAAUAACAACUAACCGGAGCACAUACACGCACGCGCGGUUGCAAAUCAACCGGCAGGAUGGAAGCGUUCAUCUGCGAGAUAGUGGAACCGCGCGUGCUCGACCUGAUCGUACUGAUACUACCCAAGUGGAGGCUGCUGCUCUACAUCUUCCUCAUGAAUAUGGUCAUCUUCACGCCGGUGUAUGCGUUCGGUGUGCUACUGAUCAGUGAUGCCGACCUGACGUUGAUCUGCCCGUCUGCCAUGCUGUACGGCUGCAACCUGGUACUCCGGGCCCUGUUCCGUCGGCACAACGGUGGCAAUACGCGCACCCUGCUGCUCGGUGUGGCCGUGCUGUGCGCGGGAAUCUCAGCUAGCGGCCUGGCGGCCCUGUAUGCAGCCACCCCGGUCCCGGUCGUCCUGCUCCUGUACAGUGUCGUCGGUGGCUUCGGCUACCAGCUGGUGUUCUCCAAGAUGUGGAAGGUGCUGGCCAAGGCGUUCAGCGCACGGAAGGAGAUGUUCGUAAUCAAGUUCUUGCAUUCGUGCGGGCAGGCGUGCAGCCUACUGCUGUUGUUAGCGGUCCUGCACGUACCGUGGUGGUGCCGGGAGUGCGUAUACGGUGCGCUGUUGCUAGUGCUGGCCGGGCUCGUCCUGCACCUGGUGCCGCUAGCGCUGCUCAUCGAGUACGAGAAGAACCGGCUGAAGCUUGAUCUUGACUCGUUAGUGCAGAUGACCGAGAAAGGCACCGAACGGUACUAUGGCCGCGUUGCCGGUGUCCGGACUAGUGCACCACAGCCAUCCCAGGUGCCAGAGCAACAGCAACUGCAGCCGCCAUGCGAGCUGUUGCUGGUGCCGAAGCGGUUCGAGCCCGAUUCUUUGGGUGCUUCAUGGAAAAACCCGGCCACUUUCGCAGCUCCAACCGGGCAGCAACGAUCACCAUCGGACGCCCAGGGCUCGACAAUGCCACUGGCCAACGACGACAAGGAGGACAACGGCAAUGAUGACAAUGAGAGCGAUAGUGAUGACGAUGGACAGCAGCUUUAUGCACGGGAUGGCAAGUGGUUCAAUCAGGAUGGCGUCGAAAUACUGGAGAUGAUUCUUGAGGAGGACGAGGAAAGUUUACGGCCCGAUGGAAGCGAGCUUGAGCAUGGCGAAGAUGUACCGACCGGAGCUGCCGGAGAGACUGGGGAGCGCACGCCGCCGUUAUCCAACACUGUUACCGGCAAGUGGAACUGUCUGUUGAGCCAGCUGCUGCGGUUAAGGUUGUGGUCACCGCCAUCCACCAGAUGCAGCGGCGGUGCCGACCAAUGUGGCGUGAACCGGCACCUGGUGCAUUCGGUGAAGUUAGCGCUGGUCGACCUGCGCUGCUACGGCUGCCUGCUGCUCCGGGCCACUGAUACCUGCCUGUUCGUGCUGUUCCUCGCCAUACUGCCCCGCUAUACAGAACACCAGCAGCAGCAGCCCGACGGCACAUCGGUCCGCCUGUUGACGAUUCGGGCGCUCGGUGUGAUAGCGACAGCAUGGGUCGCGUGUUCGCUCCUCCUACUCUGCUGCGACGUCCGAUUCCGGAAGCUGCAGGACCGGCUGCUCAUCUUCGGCAUCCUCUUCAAAUCAUUCGGCUACUUCUGCGUAUACGCGAGCCUCCGCUCCUCCUUCUGGAUGGUGGCCGGGUGCGUGCUCGUCGGGUUCGGCCACUCCAUCGCCUGCGCGUACCAGGAUCUCGUCAUCAAGCGACAGUUUAGCACGGCGCAGUGGCACACAGUCAAGUCCGGACUCUGCCUGCUGACCGGACUGGCCGUAGUACUGCUAGCCGGCACCGCCAAUUUGCUCUACCAGCAUGUCCGGAUCGACCAUCUCCUGCUAGCGCUCCUGCUUGUUUACUGUGCGGCAGGGGUCUUUUGGUUCGCGUGCAACUGUCGGACCUUCUCUAGCUGAUCAUCGCCAUCACCAUCGCCAUUUAUUACGAGCAUUCCUGAUGUUGUUAUUGUUACACAAUACAGGUUCUACAGUAUUACGGUUCCAAACGAACACGGAUUCUGUCAUUGUAGACCAAUGCCUUUUUAAUGAAACCAUUGUUUUUCUCCUUGCUCGAUCUCCGUGUCAUGUAGCUCAUCAUUCCCACUUUUUUGGUGCUCUGCUCUAUGUGUCAUUGGGUACUACCAUCUCUCUGUUCCGGUACUCCGAAUGUAUGACCACGCCGGAACCAAACCAGGGAACCAAUUCUGGAAUGUUUAGUUUAGUUUGUCUUUAUUGUAGCAUAUGAGUGUUUUGUUUUUUUAAUUCACUUAAUGAGUUAUUCCCCUCCCCUCUCCCUCCCUCCCU